AUGUCGCUGAUCCGAAGACACUGGCUGGUACCCGCCUUCUUCCUUGCUUGCGUCAUCUACUAUCUUUUCCUUUACCCCGGUGAUGCCGUCCUGUACCCUUCUACGGACCGUCCACAUAGCAAAGUACAUUGGACCAAGCAUCCCGAACGAUACCCCGUGGCUGGGUACCGCCAGUUUCCCACAGGUCCACUCGAGCGGAUUCCCCGAAUCCAGUAUGAGUAUGAAUCGCAGGCCGAAUCCGAAGAGGCGCGGAAAACGCGCGGUACGAGACAAGCCGCGGUCAAGGAAGCGUUCAUACAUGCAUGGAAUGGCUACAAAAAGUAUGCCUGGGGACAAGAUGAAGUCGCCCCAAUCAGUGGGCUUUACCGCUCGAGUUUUGGAGGUUGGGGCGCCACGUUGGUCGAUACAAUGGAUACAUUGUGGAUCAUGGACCUGAAGAGCGAUUUCGAACGGUGUGUCGAGGCUGUCCAGCAGAUUGAUUUCACCUCCAACGAUGAGGACACUUUAAACGUGUUUGAGACUACCAUUCGAUAUCUAGGAGGGCUGCUCGCCGCGUACGAUCUCUCGGGUGGGAAGUAUCCCGCCCUCCUCGAAAAGGCGCAAGAAUUGGGUGAGAUCCUCUAUUCGGCCUUUGACACGCCCAACCAUAUGCCGAUGGCACGCUGGACGUGGAAGAAAAGCGCUCUCGGCGGCGAGGUUGAACCAAGCACCAACACACUACUGGCAGAGCUCGGAAGUCUUAGCCUCGAAUUUACAAGGCUAAGUCAACUCACGGGAGAUCUGAAAUACUUUGAUGCUGUGCAGAGAAUCGCGGAGGAAAUGGAAUACGCUCAGAACGGAACCAAAAUUCCCGGUCUGUGGCCUACCAUUGUCAAUGCCAACGAGCUCAAAUUCGACUACAAUCACUUCACCUUCGGAGGCAUGGCGGACUCCACUUACGAAUACCUACCCAAACAGUAUAUGAUGCUUGGAGGCCGCGGAGACCAAAAGUAUCGGCACAUGUACGAAGAGGCUAUUGAAGCUGCAAAACGAUAUCUGUUUUUCAGACCCCUGGUGCCAUCUGAUGAGGACAUUCUUUUCAGUGGCAACGCCGCCUUGACGUCCAUGAACACUAUCCCAAUAUCUAACCUGGAGCCGCAAGGCCAGCAUUUGGCUUGUUUCGUCAGUGGAAUGGUAGCUCUCGGCGCAAAGAUCUUCAGCAGACCUGAAGAACUCGCUAUCGCUCGUAGGCUGAUUGAUGGGUGCGUCUGGGCGUAUAAUGCGAUGCCGUCUGGCUUAAUGCCUGAGACGUUCCAUCUGGUACCGUGCCAGGUUGGAGUGGUUGAUGCUCCGCCUGGUCAAUGUGAGUGGAGCGAUGAUAAGUGGUACGAAGCGAUUUCGAAACGACAUGCCUCAACGCCGGAGACAAAGCAGAUGAGCGCUGUCGAACGAGGAAAGUACACUGCAAAACAGCUCUUGAUCUUCCCGGGGUUCACCGAUCAAGGUGACAACCGGUACAUCUUGCGGCCUGAAGCCAUCGAGUCGAUCUUCAUCAUGUACCGUAUCACAGGCGAUGUGAAGUUACAGGACAUCGCCUGGAAAAUGUUUCAAUCCAUCGAAGCGGCCACCAGGACGCCGAUUGCCCACGCCGCGGUGAACGAUGUCCGACGCGCAAACCCGGAAAAGAGCGAUCGCAUGGAGAGCUUCUGGCUUGCGGAGACACUCAAGUAUUUUUACCUAGUGUUCAGUGAGCCGUCCGUUGUGAACCUGGACGAGUGGGUUUUGAAUACGGAGGCGCAUCCUUUCCAAAGGCCGACGAGUUGA
This is a messenger RNA of Capronia epimyces CBS 606.96, 1803 nucleotides long. RefSeq names its product mannosyl-oligosaccharide alpha-1,2-mannosidase. NCBI's taxonomy places the organism in Eukaryota, Fungi, Ascomycota, Eurotiomycetes, Chaetothyriales, Herpotrichiellaceae. The coding region runs from base 1 to 1803 and encodes 600 amino acids. Gene Ontology annotation, molecular function: mannosyl-oligosaccharide 1,2-alpha-mannosidase activity; calcium ion binding. Gene Ontology annotation, biological process: N-glycan processing; carbohydrate metabolic process. The transcript has a single exon. The record is from RefSeq and is a predicted model, not a curated record. Gene Ontology annotation, cellular component: endoplasmic reticulum; Golgi membrane.